UGUGGUUGUCAGGGAGGGAAACGGUUCCGCUGCAGUUCGCGGGCUGUCGGACAGUAACACAACAUGGAGGUGGACAUGGCGGAGGCCGAGGCUGAAUGUGAGCACAAGCCGACAGAGAGCGGGCAGCAGGCGGAUACGGAGGCCGGAGAGACGUCGGCCAAAAGCUCCGGGAACUCUUACGAGCUGCCCUGGGUGGAGAAAUACAGGCCGCUCAAACUGAACCACAUCGUGGGCAACGAGGAGACCGUGAGCCGGCUGGAGGUGUUCGCCAGGGAGGGAAACGUCCCCAACAUCAUCAUCGCAGGUCCUCCCGGCACCGGAAAGACCACCAGCAUCCUGUGUUUGGCCCGAGCGCUGCUGGGAGCCUCCAUGAAAGACGCCGUGCUGGAGCUCAACGCUUCAAACGACAGGGGAAUCGACGUGGUGAGGAACAAGAUCAAGAUGUUCGCUCAGCAGAAAGUGACGCUGCCCAAAGGACGACACAAGGUCAUCAUCCUGGACGAGGCCGACAGUAUGACAGACGGAGCUCAGCAGGCGUUGAGGAGGAUCAUGGAGAUUUACUCGAAGACGACGCGCUUCGCUCUCGCCUGCAACGCCUCCGAUAAGAUCAUCGAGCCGAUCCAGUCUCGCUGCGCCGUGCUGCGCUACUCCAAACUGACGGACGGGCAGAUCCUGGCCCGGCUGCAGGAGGUGGUGGAGCAGGAGCGCCUGUCGGUGUCCGACGACGGGCUGGAGGCCAUCAUCUUCACCGCCCAGGGAGACAUGAGACAGGCGUUGAACAACCUGCAGUCUACAAACUCCGGCUUCGGCUACAUCAACAGCGAGAACGUCUUCAAGGUGUGUGACGAGCCCCACCCCCUGCUGGUGAAGAGCAUGCUGGGACACUGCGUGGCCGGGAACAUCGACGAGGCCUACAAGGUGGUGGAGAACCUGUGGGCGCUGGGCUACUCUCCGGAGGACAUCAUCGGAAACAUCUUCAGGGUCUGCAAGACUUUCCAGAUGGCCGAGUACCUCAAACUGGAGUUCAUCAAGGAGAUCGGUUACACUCACAUGAGGGUUGCUGAAGGAGUUAACUCCCUGCUGCAGAUGGCCGGUCUGCUGGGUCGACUCUGCAGUAAGACAGCGCCCCCUGCUGCCAGCUGAACCCAGCCCCCCCCCCCACCCCGUUAAACCCACUGCUGCCCCCAGACUCUUCAUUAAACCCAGCACCUGUUUGAUGCUGAGGGUCUUACACUGAACCCUCCUCCAGGAGCUGAACUGUGAUCAGACCAUCAGUGUUUGUCUGCAGACGUUCUCUCCGUCUGUGGAAGCUAAAUGACGUUAAAGCCUGACAAUAAAUCUCUUUUUCAUUUA
Molecule: messenger RNA, 1353 nt
Organism: Dicentrarchus labrax (European seabass)
Lineage: Eukaryota; Metazoa; Chordata; Actinopteri; Moronidae
Gene: rfc2
Product: replication factor C (activator 1) 2
Exons: 6
Coding region: 64-1143 (359 amino acids)
Biological process (GO): DNA-templated DNA replication; DNA repair
Cellular component (GO): nucleus; DNA replication factor C complex
Molecular function (GO): ATP hydrolysis activity; ATP binding; DNA clamp loader activity
Source: RefSeq, a predicted model, not a curated record